UUUGUCUCAAUUAUAUACAAAUAUUUAAGGAUACUAUUUUUUAUUUAUAUAUCAAACACAAAAAGAAUAUAUAUAUAUAUAUAUAUAUAUUUAUGUGAUUCAUUUUUCUAUUUUCCAUAAGACGUAAAAUUUUAUUAGGGAAAUGAACAUUACAGCAAUCUUCAAUUAUACCGUAUAGGUGUAAGUAAGUUUGAAUAAUGUAUCUAUCAUCAAUCAUGCAUGCAUCCUAUCAUAGAAGAAAAGAGUUGUAAACCUUUGCGCAUGUGAAUUAAUCCCUUUAUUCACAAGAUAAUUUAAUAGGGUUCUUUGAGUGAAAAUGUAUCCAAGCUAACCCACAUUACCAAUUCCUUUCCUCAAAAGAUUUGUAGACAUUUUUUUAUCAAAUGAUUUCUCCUGCCAUGCAGAGACCUUUAUUUCUUCAUUUUGAGUUUUCCUUUUAAUUAAUUAGUUUGAAGAAGCUACUCCAAUGUUCAAGGAAAGGUACACCUACAGAUAAUUACUAGUAUAAUUUUGCAAGUACUAGCUUUAUGGCCAAGUGAUACCAUAUAUUUAAUGUAGUAGCAACAUAACAUAGACAAUAAUAGUUCACUCUAGCGACUAACUUGUAUUUGGGAAAAGAAAGGCAACUUUCAAAGGAAGCUGGUAAUAAAAUAAUGCAAUUAUGAAUGAGAGUUGGCUAGUAUAAAAUGGGGGAUGUAGUAAUGGAAAUUUCAUCACUCAUUCUAACACAAUUAGAGAAGAGCAAUGGGAAGCGGCCACAUUAUUGUUGUGGGUUUGGGGAUUGUGAUGGUAAUGUUUAUAGCAUUGGCAGAGGCGACUCCCCCGGGAAUAGCUAAUCAUCCAAGCCAUUCUCAUUGCUCAGAUGAUGAGAUUAAGCAAUGUAAAAAUCUUCCUCAUGUCUGUCCCAAAUUCUGUCCAAAUGGAUGCAUAACCGAAUGUCGUUCUUGCAAGCCUAUUUGUGUUGAUGGCUCAGUCCCACCAUCUCCUCCCGAGGAAGAUACUCCACCAUCACCAUCUCCUCCACCUAAGAAACAAACUCCACCAGCUGUACCAUCUCCUCCUAAGAAAGAAACUCCACCUAAGAAAGACACUCCACGACCAUCUCCUCCUAAGAAAGAAACUCCACCAAAGAAAGACACUCCACCGCCAUAUCCUCCUAAGGAAGAUACUCCACCAUCACCAUCUCCUCCUAAGGGAUCAACUCCACCACCAUCUCCUCCUAAGGAAGAUACUCCACCAUCAUCUCCUCCUAAAGGAUCAACUCCACCACCAUCUCCUCCAAAGGAAGACACGCCAUCUCCUCCUAAGGAAGAUACUCCUAAGCCAUCUCCUCCUAAGGAAGAUACUCCACCAUCACCAUCUCCUCCUAAGGAAGAUACUCCACCGCCAUCUCCUCCUAAGGAAGAUACUCCACCGCCAUCUCCUCCUAAGGAAGAUACUCCACCGCCAUCUCCUCCUAAGGAAGAUACUCCACCACCUUCAGUGCCACCCUCAUCUCCACCUCCUCCGGCUUAUCCACCACCCACUCCUAAACCACCCACACCUAAGAUGGUCAAGUGCAAGAACAAGUACUACCCUAGUUGUUAUGCUAACCAGCAUGCAUGCCCUGCCUCUUGCCCCGAGAGCUGUCAAGUCGAUUGUGUCUCUUGCAAGCCCGUUUGCAAAUGUGACAAGCCUGGAGCAGUUUGCCAAGAUCCACGAUUCAUCGGUGGAGAUGGAAUUACCUUUUACUUCCAUGGAAAGAAGGACAAAGAUUUUUGCCUUGUUUCAGACCCUGAAUUCCACAUAAAUGCACACUUCAUCGGAAGGAGAAACGAGAACAUGAAGAGAGACUUUACUUGGGUACAAUCCAUUGGUAUCCUUUAUGGAACUCACAAAAUCUCAGUUGCCGCACUAAAAACAUCAACAUGGGAUGAUUCCAUUGACCGUCUAGCCCUUCAAUUCAACGAUGAACCAAUAUUUCUUCCUGAAAGUGAAGGCGCGAGUUGGAAAUCUGAAACUGUACGUAAGACCUCAAUAACAAGAAUUAGCAAUACUAACGAGGUUGUCAUUGAUGUAGAAAAUGUUGUGACGAUCACAGCCAAGAUUGUGCCUAUUACAGAGCAUGAAUCACGGGUACAUAACUAUGGGAUAACGAGUGAUGAUUGCUUUGCUCAUCUUGAACUUGGGUUCAAGUUUGUAUCUCUGAGUGAUGAAGUGAAUGGUGUUUUAGGCCAAACUUAUAAGAAGGACUACGUGAGCAAAGUUAAGAUGGGCGUUUUGAUGCCAAUAAUGGGAGGUGACAGAAAAUUUGCAGCUUCAGGACUCUUCAAUGCUGAUUGUUCUGUAGCUAGGUUUCAAGCAAAUGAAGAACAAUCCGACAUUUUUAAGGCUUCAAAGAACUUAGAGCUUCCAAGUUUGAAUUGCAAUAGCGGAAUUUAUGGACGUGGAGUUGUCUGCAAGCGAUAGUUUACCAUUUGAUCAUUUUAUCACAAUAAGGUUUGUAAACCAAUACUAAUAAUGGUCCUAUAUAAAAAGAAAAAUUGGACCAAAAGAAAAACAAACACUUUGAUUUUUUAUUUCUAUGGUUAAUGAUAUUGUUUCAUCAUGUUAUUGAGGAAGUAUAUAUGUUCAACGUGUUACUUACAAUUUCAUGUA
Molecule: messenger RNA, 2637 nt
Organism: Solanum pennellii
Lineage: Eukaryota; Viridiplantae; Streptophyta; Magnoliopsida; Solanales; Solanaceae
Product: ESX-1 secretion-associated protein EspI-like
Exons: 2
Coding region: 745-2448 (567 amino acids)
Source: RefSeq, a predicted model, not a curated record